UGUAGUUAGACAAUAACCCACUUUGACGACUAUUGAUCAUGCUAAUCUUUUUGCCAUUGUUGAUCAUCUUUUAUAUAACUCCCGCAAAGAUACGCCUUUUUCGCGUUCUUAGCAUGUUGACUAUUUGUUGAUCACCGUUUCUGUUUAACUCUCAUCAACGUGUCUGUUGAGCAACGAUGACGUCCUCGAAUCAACCUGAGAGGCCAAAUGUCUCUGGUGAUAGCAUCACGGAAACAUUUCCGAGUCAAGAUUCAGCCGAGGACACCAAGGUUCGCAAUUCAGUCGAGUCAACUGAAGAAAUGGGCUCCGGCAACGUCGUGUUGCAGUCUUCAAAGUAUGAAACGAGUUUCCUUCGUAGGAUAUUGACACCAAAGAAUUGUCGAUGGAACGAUGAGUCGCCACCAGCUUUGUCUAUGAGACAUUGCUGUCUCUACGCCAUGGCAUCAGGUAUUACAGUUGCCAACCUCUACUACAAUCAGCCAAUUCUCAACAAGAUAGCCGCAACUUUCAAUGUCUCAUACGAAGAGUCAUCCCAGGUUGCAACGUUGUUACAGUCAGGCUACGCAGCUGGUCUCAUUUUUGUUCUUCCACUCGGGGAUAUUCUCGAAAGACGCCCGUUCAUCAUAGCUCUAGUUUUGGCCACUGCAACAAUGUGGAUAGGACUCUGUGUGACGAAUGACUUUACCGUCUUCCGCGCCUUAUCUUUUGUAUGCGGUGCUACCACAGUGACACCACAGCUGAUGGUUCCCCUAGUGGGAGACUUUGCGCCAGCGCAUCGAAAGGCCUCUCUUCUUGCUAUCGUCACAUCAGGACUUAUGCUGGGUCUGUUGAUGGCGAGGUUGCUCUCAGGAGUGGUAGCGAAUUUCACAAGUUGGCGCAACAUUUACUGGUUGGCAUGCGGCCUGCAGUACCUCAUGGUUGCUGUGCUCUUCUGCUUCAUGCCUGACUAUCCGUCUACCAAUCCGGAUGGGCUGAACUAUCUCUAUGCUCUUUGGUCUAUUCCUCGUAUGAUGGUCACUGAGCCUGUUCUGAUACAGGCUUGUCUCAUUGCCUUUUCGCUGUCAGCUGUGUUCACGUCGUUUUGGACAACAUUGACAUUUCUACUCGCUUCUCCGCCCUUUGACUAUACAUCUCUACAGAUUGGUCUCUUUUCUCUUACUGCGCUUGCGACCAUCUUGUCGAUCCCCUUGAUUGGGAGGCUGAUUGAUCGUUAUGUGCCUCUACUCUCGACAAUAGGCGGCCAGAUCCUGGCGUUGACUGGAGCUAUCGUGGGAACUUUCACUGGAAACCUCACUGUUGCCGGACCUGUGAUUCAGGCUAUCGGUAUAGAUGUCGGUAUGCAGACAGCACAAGUGUCGAACCGCGCAGCCAUCUUCAGCAUCAAUCCCAAGGCGCGAAAUAGGGUUAACACGGCCUACAUGGCUCUGGCGUUUGCUGGACAAUUGACAGGCACGGCGGUGGGAAACAGACUAUACGCUAGUGGAGGCUGGAGGAGAAGCGGUGGAUGCAGCAGUAAGUCAACUCAACAGUCUCUGCGUUCUCAAAACUCUCUUCUUUCGCAAGCAAAUUGCUAAUGUGGAUAUGAACAGUCGCAUUCGUCGGAUUGUCCAUCUUGAUUGCUGUCGCAAGAGGACCCAGGGAAAAGGGAUGGAUUGGCUGGACAGGAGGUUGGCAUCCUCGACGAGAAAAGCCCGUGAUAACACAAACAGAAGAUGAAGAACAAGGCGAAGAACAGGACAGGAAGGAGGAAAGGUGAAAUAAAAAGUAUACAGUUUAAAAUAGAGUUGUUUCAUAGACGGACAACUGGCCGACAGUUCCACUAGUCACCGCCGCAAUAUCCUGUCAAUCACUUGAGAUCAGCCUCAAAAUGCAACAUCGCCAAG
Molecule: messenger RNA, 1883 nt
Organism: Fusarium odoratissimum NRRL 54006
Lineage: Eukaryota; Fungi; Ascomycota; Sordariomycetes; Hypocreales; Nectriaceae
Exons: 3
Coding region: 177-1574 (465 amino acids)
Biological process (GO): transmembrane transport
Molecular function (GO): transmembrane transporter activity
Source: RefSeq, a predicted model, not a curated record